UCCAGACCGUGUGGAGUCACAGGUAAUGUGUUCCUCUUCAUCAUGCAAAUCAGAUACCCCAAGACACUAUUUUUUUGUGUGCUUGGAGCUUUGGGGAUUUUAAUGCUUUAUCUAUAUAUAGACUUAAACAAUUUUCCAAAAUUUCAAGAUUUUAGAAAAAAGUUCCAAGAAAGUGUUGAAAGUGAUGCGGAGGAAAAGCCUACUCAACCUGCAAAAGUCAACUCCUAUGUGUACUCAUGGCCCAAGUGUGAACGAAACAUGUCUGCAGUCAAUAUCUCAGGCUUUAGCAGUCUCCCAGAGCGCAUUCAAAACUUCCUCUACUAUCGCCACUGUAGGCACUUCCCCAUGCUCCUGGACAUUCCCGACAAAUGUGGAGGACCUGAAAAAUCAUCUGAAGUUUUUCUCUUGUUGGUGAUCAAAAGUUCACCUGGGAACUAUGAGCGGAGAGAGGUGCUGCGCAAAACAUGGGCCGAGGAGAGACAGCACGACGGUUUAUGGAUACGAAGGAUUUUUAUUUGUGGUACAGCAGGCGAGGAUCAGCAGAAAAAGAGGUUCAACAGGCUUCUUCAGGUGGAACAUAAGUUUUAUAGAGACAUCCUCCAGUGGGACUUUGCAGAUUCUUUCAUUAACCUUACUCUGAAGCAGAUUUUGUUUUUGGAGUGGGCAGAGAGAAACUGCCCCAACGUCCGCUUUCUAAUGAAUGGUGAUGAUGACGUUUUCGCCAACACAAACAACAUGGUUGAGUAUCUCCACGGCCUCCAGGACAAUGAUGGCAGCAAGCAUCUCUUUACAGGGAAUCUAAUGUAUGGAACAGGUCCCAUAAGGUCACCACCAGGAAGUAAGUAUUAUGUUCCAGUUCAGGUGGAAGAAUCAAACGUGUAUCCUCCUUACUGCAGUGGAGGGGGCUUCUUACUGUCCGGCUACACUGCUUCAGUUAUUUAUAACAUGUCCAAGUCCAUUGUACUGCUUCCGAUCGAUGAUGUUUAUAUGGGCAUGUGCCUGGCCAAAGCUGGUUUAGGCCUUGAGGCACACCCGUUAGUUAAGGUUUUCGGAUUCCACAUUCCCUCCAAAGAAGAUGCAUAUGACCCGUGUUUUUACAGACAUGUCCUGCUGGUGCACCAAUUUCCCCCCAUGCACAUGUUUCUCAUGUGGAACCAAGUAUUCAAUCCAAAUUUGAAGUGCAGUAACAGUUUCAAAAUACUGACAUGAUAAAUGGUCACAUUUAUAUAUCGCUUUUCCACUUAAUACUCAAUAGGGGAUGUAAAGCUUUCUGUGUUUUGAGUUUUCUGUUAAAUGAAGUUGCACUUUCAUUAACGGCUGUUUGAGCAAACAAUUCUCAGCACUCCAAAAAAUUUAAUGUUGAUCCUAGAUUAAAAUAGUUAGUAAUCUUUUGUACAAUUUAGUUAUAAUAAACUUUGAUUUUAAAUGUCCCAUCUUAUGCAAAAUUGAGACUUAAGCCAUGUUAAAAUGCUGUUACCUUCUCAAAAGCAUACCUGGAGUUUGCAUACGAUGUUCCGCAGUAUGGCAUUAAACAAAUAUAUCUUUUAUCUGUUCAGUUACGGGUGUUCUUAUUUCUCAAAACUAAAAGUGCAAGUAAAAACAUGCAUUAUUACUAUGAACAGGCCCGCCUCUCCACACAUCUGACCUUGAACUUGGCCCUGUGACGUGGCCUGCUUGCCUCCAUGGAGAUAUUUAAAUUAAAUGCCAUCCUGCAGAAUGUUCUGAAGGAAAUACAUUAACAUACAUGGAAUCAAGGUCCCUCUACCCUCUUCCAGAAAAGUUACACAGUGUACUUUAAAACAUGUUUCAGCUAGGUGUGUGUCAUACUAAAUGUUGUCCAAUUUGAAAAUGAAUAACUUUAAUUACUUUUUUGUUUGUUCUGGGUAUGCAAUGUUUACAAUGUUUUUAUAUGGAAAGUUGCUAUUUUUAUGGGAACAGUUAGAUCCUGGUUGAAUACAAUAAGAUUCGUGGUUACAAUUGUUAAGUAAGAAAUUAUAUAUGGCAAUAAAAGUGGUUUUGUGGA
Molecule: messenger RNA, 2023 nt
Organism: Boleophthalmus pectinirostris (great blue-spotted mudskipper)
Lineage: Eukaryota; Metazoa; Chordata; Actinopteri; Gobiiformes; Gobiidae
Product: N-acetyllactosaminide beta-1,3-N-acetylglucosaminyltransferase 3-like
Exons: 2
Coding region: 43-1209 (388 amino acids)
Cellular component (GO): membrane
Molecular function (GO): hexosyltransferase activity
Source: RefSeq, a predicted model, not a curated record